Molecule: messenger RNA, 390 nt
Organism: Acanthoscelides obtectus
Lineage: Eukaryota; Metazoa; Arthropoda; Insecta; Coleoptera; Chrysomelidae
Source: the annotation of a GenBank genome assembly
AUGAGUCAGACUGUACGAAAGAAGAAUAAAAACAUGAAAGAUCCUGAAGAGGGGGAUAAUGUAGAAAAAUACAGUGAUAACAACGAAAAACUGUCGGACGGAAAAGAACGAUGGUCUUGCCCAGCCUGUUGUAAACAGGGACGAGUUACCCGAAGCGGAUCCACCUCUUCCACAUGCGGUGCUCGUUCAGAAACCACUGCCCCUUUACAACCAGAUCAGUCUACCCCUACCGACACUCUCACCUUUAUACUUAACCAAUUAUCAACUAUGGCCAGUGACAUAAAGGAUAUCAAGAACUCUCAAUCUCAACUCAGAACUGAUGUUGUUAAUAGCGGCCUGCGAAACCAACAUACAAAAUAUCCAGGUUACUCAAACAGAGCUGUCUUCUAA